UCCACGGCCGUUUUCACGGAACGUCAGUGUGUCAGUGUUAUUUCUCCGCAUAGAUUUGUACGCGCCUGCUGCCUCCAUUUAUGAGUGGGUGAGUAAGUGCGUGGAGUUAAAAUCGUACUUAACAAUUUUUCAAUCAUAUGAUGACGAAAGAAUCCUUAAAGUGCAUGUAAUGUGCUUCCUUGUUGCAGGACGGAUUUCCACCGCUCUUUUGUGUAGUAGGCAACCUUUUAUCUGGUUUAUCUUUUACCUAAGGCAAGGUAUUAUUAUGCUGGUAAGGGGCAACCGGUCGUUGGACUAACCCCUUAAUACUGAACGCCAACAGAAGUUACAACUUUCUCUUUUGAAGUCUUAGAUGUGACCCGACCUAGGAUUGAUCCUGGAUCUACCGCUACUACUGUUACCGGAAGAACAAGAUUGACCACAGAAAUGCUGUUUACUAAAAGCGUUUAUUCCUCCUGGCUUAACAGCUGAAAUCCAUUCAGAGAUCUAUAGGAUUAGGAGAGGUAGUAAACUGGUAUUGGUGGGAUUCAGAGCCCGGGGACGUGACUGAUGAUUUAGAGGACUGUCGCUCCACAAUGAGGACUUUAUCACCUCCUAUUCUGGCUGCUCUUGUUUUCUUUCUCGUCAUGAUCAAUACCCCUCUAAUAGAUGUGCGAGCCACUUUUACAAACGAGAUGCGAGAUCAUCGUUUGAUUCCAACUGACGAGGCGGGCGUUGUAGAUUUGAAUGCAGUAAAGAAAAUCAGAGAUUUGAACAAGGGGACCGCCAAACAAACUGAAAAGAAAGUCCGAGCGGAUGAAGUUUGCAACACGACUCGCACAUUUCCUUGUGUGUGCAGCCAAUCGGCAGAUGGCUUAACUGUGAACUGCUCUGGAAGAAGUCUAAUUUCCGUUCCUGCUGGUAUCCCAGAUAGAGUCACUCUUCUGAUUUUGAGUCACAACAGGAUACGAGACAUUCCAGCUGGUACAUUUCGGAACUUGAGUCGGCUGGGAGUGCUGAACCUUUCCUACAACGAGUUGUCUCACAUGGGCUCUGGGGUGUUCAGUGGCCUGAAUCGACUCACAAAACUCCUGUUGAAUGAAAAUCCUUGGCAUAUGACAGCAAAAACAUUCAGCGACGAUGUGUUUACCCCUCUCGCAAAUCUCACAUGGCUGAACCUGAAGACAGCCUUUCCCUCUGACAACCGUCAGUCUCAGUACCCUGAUUCCGCCCUGAGUAAACUUCCCCGCCUGGAAACCCUUCUCAUCAAUGGCCUGACCAACAAAGUGUUUGGAAAAGGGUUCGUCAAAAUAUCCUCGCUAAAGACAUUAGAUCUGUCACACUCGCCCUCUUUCGAGUCAAUGUCCAAGGACACCUUUGUGAAUUUUAAGAAUAUUUCCUUGAAAACCCUGAACCUUAGUCAUUGCGAUUUAACGCAGAUCCACAGAGAAACGUUUUCAAACCUUCCACAGAUAGAUACCAUCGACUAUAGCCACAACGUCCAUUUAGAGAUCAAGGGAGUCGGAAUCAGCACAUAUGGCCUUCAAAACAGCAGAAUACGAAAAAUCGUCAUGCAAAGAGUACAUGUUUUUGAUUCGUUGACGAUAGUAACAAAAGAAGACUUCCAGUAUCUGAACCAAACAGGUCUUGAAGAGUUGUACAUGGACAAUAAUACAAUAGGGCAGAUAAUCGGGUUGGAACCUGUAUUGGCAUUACCUCUCUCAAUAAGAAACUUGAGUUUUUCCUGGAAUAAUAUACAAAGCUACAAACAUCAGGUGUUUCUUCUCUUGAGGCUGCAAAACGCGGAACAACUUGACGCUAGUAACCAAGAGGUUUAUGAUGUGACAAAUAGACGGACGAACGGACAUCAAGAAAAUAUAUCGUCUAGACAGGUGCAGAAAGUUUCCACCAGAAGCUUUGACUCCAUACUAUCUCAUCAGCUUGGUCCUCGUUUAGAGGAUGUGAGUUAUCUUAAACACUCCCGCGUUCUUUCUGACGUACGUAUAGAACUCGAUGAAGAGGCUUUACCUGAGUUUUAUCUUCCCCCAAAUCUUUGGAAAGUGGACUGCAGCAAAGUUUACAAAAUCAGAUUCACUGUACCAGAACUGAAAUUGAAAAAUUCCUCCCUGGAAUUUGUAAACUUUGCUUACAAUGGACUGAACAAAUGGAAGGGUCCGAUCCGAGGAGCUGAGAGCAUUCGUUACCUGGAUCUUACUGGCAAUGGAUGUAAUUAUGUUUCGGACAUGUUCUUCGCUUACAUGACCGGACUGGAGACGUUACACAUUGGCCAGAACAAACUGGGAAAGCAUUUUACAAGCGACAUCGUGUUCUACAACCUCACCUCACUCAAACGCCUCUACAUGGAGGACAAUCAGUUGGAAACUUUAGAGUUUAAUCUGUUCUCCAGGCUCUCUAACCUCACCGAGCUACGACUCUCUGGAAAUUAUCUCACGGACUGGAACAUGAACAUGUCCGGCUUGACGAAACUGCAAACUCUGGAUCUGUCGCACAAUAAAUUACAGACUCUGCCUCCGUCGCUGUGCCAUGCCCUGGACGACAUUUUCCAGUUUUCCGCCGUCCUGGUCGACAUCCAGGACAACCCGUUCCAAUGUGUGUGUGACACAGAGCAUUUCAUCGAGUGGCUGGCAAGAACGAAGGUAACGUUCAGGAAUCUGGCGUCCACGUUUUGUCGACUGGCGAAUGGCACAACUCUACCCCUCUCCGCUAACAGAGUCAUCCUGAACACCCUCAAACGAAGAUGUCGGUCAUACGCGGCUCUCAUCGGCGGCUUAUGUUCAACGGUAUUCUUGUUCUUGGUCGUGUUGGCGGUAAAAGUCGUUCACCGUCAGCGCUGGAAACUCCGGUACCUGUGGUACAUGGCAACCAACUGGCGAAAGAGAACUGGCUACCAGAGUCUGGACAGCGUUGCGGAGAAUCCUUUCGGCUACGACGCCUUUGUGUCUUACGAAGAUGCUCACUUAAACUUCAUUCGAGAGCAGAUCAUCCCGCGUCUUGAAACCGAAUCGGGACUAAAACUAUGCAUCGACAAGAGGGAGUUUAUUCCUGGAUUGUUCAUCACGGACAACAUACUUCAUGCGAUAACGACCAGCAGGAAAACCGUGGUGCUUCUCUCGCGGGCGUUCCUCAAAAGUAAAUGGUGCAUGUACGAGCUGAACAUGGCCCGGAUGGAGGGAAUUUACAACGGAAGAGAGGUACUAGUGCUUGUUCUAAUGGAGGACAUUCCCAUCAACCAACUUCCGCCAGAGAUUAUUGACGUCAUUCAAAAGCAGACGUACAUUGAGAUGACACAAAAUUCGUAUGGCCAGACGCUCUUCUGGGAAAGGGUGGUGUCUGCCAUCAAAUCCGACUGAUAGCCUGUUUUAACCCUAUUUAGUUUAACCAUUUAGAGUCAUUAAAACAUUACCCUUAAUUUAACCAUUCAGAGUCAUUAAUGACAUUACGAAUAUAAUUACAACUUCUAAGUAACAGAUACAUAAAACUACAGCAUAGCGAUUUAAAUCCGAGGGACGAAGAUAACGUGACAUUUGACAAAUGUUCAAAUACGGUCUCCUGGGUUUUAUUCUAUCUGAUCGUGGAAAUGCAAAUACCGCCCCCCCCCCCCUCCCCUCCACUUUAAUUAAAUAUUAAUGUUCAACCACCCUUCAAAGGUGUUCAUAUUCCAACUCCAUUAAAAGUGUGAAAUUUUUUAUCCUCUGUUUCAAGUCCUGGUUAAAUGAGUUGA
Liolophura sinensis is the source of this 3721-nucleotide messenger RNA. Its product is annotated as toll-like receptor 4. The record is from RefSeq and is a predicted model, not a curated record. Gene Ontology annotation, molecular function: protein binding; transmembrane signaling receptor activity. Gene Ontology annotation, biological process: toll-like receptor signaling pathway; immune response. Gene Ontology annotation, cellular component: plasma membrane. Bases 576 to 3350 code for a protein of 924 amino acids. The transcript has 2 exons. NCBI's taxonomy places the organism in Eukaryota, Metazoa, Mollusca, Polyplacophora, Chitonida, Chitonidae.